AUGAAAAAGGAAUUAGUGCAGGUGGAGAAAUUGGACAACCCCAAGUGGCAAUGGGUCGACUGGUCUCCUCUGGACCUGGAAGAAAACACAUCAGAGGAGCAUGAGCCAAUAGAAGAGGUGACUGCCACUGAAGGAGGACAAAUAACACUUACCUGUAGUUAUGAAACAGGCAGUCCAAGCCCAUAUCUAUUCUGGUACAAACAAGGAACAAAUGACUACCCAAAACUGGUUAUGAUAAACUGGCUGAUCCUGCAUAUUCUGGCUGCAUGCUGCUUUGGUAGCAGAGCAGAAGACAGUGUAACACAGCCAACAGAAGAUGUGAUGGCUGUAGAAGGACAAUCAACAACACUCAGUUGUAAUUUCACAGCAGAUCAAACACCCUAUCUGUUCUGGUACAAACAACAAGGGAAUAGCAACCCUGUGUUCAUGAUGAGAAGGGACCAAUAUUCAAGUGGAGAAACUGAUGGUGAAUUCGAGAACAGAUUUCAUGCCCAUCUGGAUGUCACUACAAAGUCAGUCCCCUUGACGAUCCAGAGACUGCAGCUGUCUGACUCUGCUGUGUACUACUGUGCUCUGAAGCCCACUGUGUCAACAGGAUAUACAACCCCCUUACAAAAACAUACUGUAGGUCUACACAAUGUACGCCACGGUAACAUUCUCAAUGCCCCCCUGCCACUAUCAAGUGGUAAAACACGAUGA
Molecule: messenger RNA, 699 nt
Organism: Esox lucius (northern pike)
Lineage: Eukaryota; Metazoa; Chordata; Actinopteri; Esociformes; Esocidae
Exons: 4
Coding region: 1-699 (232 amino acids)
Source: RefSeq, a predicted model, not a curated record